Messenger RNA from Aspergillus caelatus, 679 nucleotides. RefSeq lists its product as uncharacterized. NCBI's taxonomy places the organism in Eukaryota, Fungi, Ascomycota, Eurotiomycetes, Eurotiales, Aspergillaceae. The transcript has 2 exons. The coding region runs from base 39 to 368 and encodes 109 amino acids. The record is from RefSeq and is a predicted model, not a curated record.
UUAUAAGGUUCAGAUGUUGUGAGUCAACUCCGAAAUGUAUGCUGAGGAUCGAUAAUCCCAUCUCCCCUUUCCCCUCCAUACAGAAGAAGAAGACCGAAAAAACAUCAAGACGGCCGAGGCUAAUGAAAAUGCCGCAUGCAUGUCGCUGCACUGACGGUAUUUCAACCCCUCAUUUGGUACUGAUAAUCUCUUUUCUUCUAUUCCGCUGCGACCUGUCUAUGGUCAGAUUGGGACCUGAUGACCAAAAUGCCCCCGGAAUUGUGUCAUCCGCACCAAGUGUUCAUGCAUCCAUACGAAGUAUAUUGCCGCUUUCCCACUGGUUGACUUCCCCGUGUAGCCCCAUCGAGUCCCCAAAGGCGCAGCGCUAGGGCUGUCUUUUCCGACUUGCCGCUUUCUCAAGACGAGUACAACAUUUGGCGAUACAAAGGCUAAGAUAGAUAGACAGGGGAGCCCCUUGGCAACUAUCAUUAAGGAGGUCCUAAUCUGCUGUCAUAUGAAUUACGUUAGAAAUCGGCUGCACCACAGUUUGAAAGACAGCUAGGGAAUUGAGAUCGGAUUAGAGUCCGGCAUCCCAUGCGUUCGGAUAGUACUCCGGAAACGCACUGACUUCGCGAUGAUCGUCCAAUAGACCAAGUAUUUAACAUUCCGAUGUCCCGGGGAAAAAAAAGCAAAGGCUACA